AUGAAAGACAAAACGACCGCAGCGCUGCUGGCCUUUUUCCUGGGCGGCUUCGGCGUGCACAAAUUCUAUCUGGGCGAAAAGGGCGGGGUGCUGCGCAUCAUCCUGACCUGCACCUUGAUAGGCGCGCCCAUAUCCGGGGUGAUGGCCCUGAUCGAUUUCAUAAAGCUGCUGACCAUGUCACAGGCGGACUUUGACGCACAGUACAACUGA
This is a messenger RNA of Geodia barretti, 210 nucleotides long. Lineage: Eukaryota; Metazoa; Porifera; Demospongiae; Tetractinellida; Geodiidae. The record is from the annotation of a GenBank genome assembly.